Caenorhabditis briggsae is the source of this 378-nucleotide messenger RNA. The transcript is spliced from 2 exons. Bases 1 to 378 code for a protein of 125 amino acids. The record is from RefSeq and is a predicted model, not a curated record. NCBI's taxonomy places the organism in Eukaryota, Metazoa, Nematoda, Chromadorea, Rhabditida, Rhabditidae.
AUGCAUGACUUGUUGCCUUUUUUUUUUGCUAUAGCCGCUUCAUCUUGGGCGAACAAGGAAGAAACGAACAAUUCCACAAUUCUUGUUGUGUUCCUCUUCUCCUUCAUCCAUCUCUUUUUCGUCUUUAUUCCUCUGCUGGUCGGGAUAUUAUCCUCUUUCAAACUACCAUCAACUUUUUUUCCCUUCAAACUAUUUUCCAUUUUUUCUUUUCUGUUCCUCUCUUGUUUCUAUUUUGUGUUUUACUAUGGAAUUUUUUUUCGUUUCGUUGCCUCUUUUCACACACAAAUUUUCAUGACUCACAUAAACCCCAUGGUGUUUUCGAGACGGGCCCUCGACAUCAAAACAUAUGCGGAAAAUAAUCAUUUUCGAGACAUCUAA